CUCUUCAGUUAUUUUUCUUUCCACUUCCAGUCUAUGAGGAGGAUGGAGCUGGGAUUGUGAACAGGCCAGCUGGGACCGGCGCUGGUCCAGUAAAUCGCAGAGCUUAACAUUUUUUUCUUUCUCGGAGCUCUUCAUCUCUUCUCCCAUUCUGUGUAGUCGAGCAGAACUCCCAGAUCUUUGACCAUGAAGCUCUGGGCUGUACUUUGUCUGGCGCUGCUCUGCAUUGAGCUCCAAAAUGGAUCCUGCCAGGCAAUCAAGAGAAAAAAAGACGCAGGAGAAAGGAACACCCGCUCCGAUGGGAAGAGGGGGAGAAUUCGCCAGCCAGCUCUGAGCAGCAGAAGAGGGAAAAACCAGUCCCUCCUUACCCAGGUGUUGGAUAAGGGCCGCUUCCUGCGCCUAGGCCAGAGUGCCUCUUUGACCCCAGGGAAAAACAUGGAGCUGCGCUGCAAGGGGAGCAAGAUCGGAUGGUCCUACCCCACCUACCUGGACACCUUCAAUGACUCGCGCCUCAGCAUCAAGCAUAGUGACAAAUACAGCCAGCUGAUCCUGAGCUCGCCCUCUGCUGCUGACACAGGCUCCUACAGCUGCUGGGUCGUAGUGUGUGAUGGGACAGAAUGUCAGAAGGAUCACGAUCGCACCUACGCUUCAUACAUCUACUUCACAGACAAGGAGAGCCUCUUUGUCCCGUCUGCCAUCCACUUUGAGAUCGUCUACCUGCGCCCCGACAGCCCUGCCGUCGUGCCCUGCCGUGUGACCGACCCCCGGGCCAUGGCUUCGCUGCACAGAGAGGUCCCUCCUGUGGAGAUCACAGCAAACGAUACUCGUCUGACCUAUGACCCCACCAGGGGGUUCAUCCUUCAAAAUCCCAGCGCAGAUCUUCAGGGCGUCUUCUACUGCAAGGCUGUAUCCAAGGACAACCCUCAAAUCUCCAACAAAUAUCAGCUGUUGUAUGUGGAAGUUCCCAGUGGGCCACCAUUUGUGAACCUUGGAGCCUCUCCUGAGACGGUGAGAGGAGGAGACAAUGUUAACCUGACCUGCACUGUACUGGGAGAACCCGAGGUGGACGUGAGCUUCAGCUGGGCUUAUCCUGGACAGGGUCAGCGUCCCGUUAACAUCCAUACACUGUGGAGGCUGGUUAACAGAGGGAUGGGCCACACCACGAGGAUCUCCCAGAGCACCUUGGCUGUGGAGGAUGUAGAAACCAUCGACUAUGGCAACUACAUCUGUAGAGCUAAGAACAAGCAUGGGGAGACGAGCGUAGCAACCAAAAUCCUGGCUUCAUAAUCCCACCAAGAAGCAAAGGAUUCAGAUUUAUUAGGAUGGAUUUUUUUUUCCAUAAGUAAAGCUUUUAACAAAGAACCAUCUGCAGGUCCAGAUAAAACGAGUCUGCUCACAAAAUGAUAUUCAACAAAUAAAGAUUUUUUUAAUUGC
Messenger RNA from Cyprinodon variegatus (sheepshead minnow), 1431 nucleotides. RefSeq names its product platelet-derived growth factor receptor-like (gene pdgfrl). The coding region runs from base 184 to 1284 and encodes 366 amino acids. NCBI's taxonomy places the organism in Eukaryota, Metazoa, Chordata, Actinopteri, Cyprinodontiformes, Cyprinodontidae. The transcript has 6 exons. The record is from RefSeq and is a predicted model, not a curated record.